This is a messenger RNA of Rotaria sp. Silwood2, 1356 nucleotides long. The record is from the annotation of a GenBank genome assembly. NCBI's taxonomy places the organism in Eukaryota, Metazoa, Rotifera, Eurotatoria, Philodinida, Philodinidae.
AUAUUGUAUAAAUCCAAGUAGAAAAUAAAGAAGUAGAAGGAGAAAUUCAAUAUCGAGAAUAAAAUGAAUACUUGGAAAAUUCCAACAUAGCAAUUAGGAAUUUUCCAACAUAGCGAUAGGGAAAAUUACUAUAUUAACAAAAAGUAACGUCUCCUUCGUAUUCAGGAUGUGGGGUGUGUGUGUGAAUGUGUGGGUGGGUGUGGGGUUGUGAAUCGCCCUUUUAAUACUCAUAUCUAAACCCAUACCCACACCCAAGUUGUAAAUAGGUCUUUGUGAUUUUUUAAUACGUUGUUAAUAGUAUGCAGACUUUUCUUAUUGUGAAUGUUGCAUUAUUUCAGAAAUAAAUAUUUUGAAAUGAAGAAACUAAAAAAUGGUGAUCAAAAGUAUCUAAAUUUUUUGGUGAUCAAAUGUAUCUUUUUUUGGUGACCAAAAGUAUCCAAAGAGUUGUGGUGAUCAAAAGUAUCUUUUUUUGGUGAUCAGAAAUAUUGUCACCCCAUUGAAAAUCAUAGAUCUGUAUCUUAUUCCUACGGACAAUUUUCUUUUUAAUCUAGUGCUUUUGUUUUUGUUUCGUAAAUUUAGGUUCAAACGGAAGUUCCAGGUUCACCAAUAUUUUUAAUGAAAUAUGCACAUAGCUGUAGACAUUUGGAAGUACAAAUUCUUGCUGAUCAAAGUGGUCAAGCUAUAUCAUUAUUUGGUCGAGAUUGUUCAAUUCAACGACGACAUCAAAAAAUUAUUGAAGAAGCACCAGCUAUAAUAGCACCACGAGAAAUUCUCGAACAAAUGGAAAAAGCAGCUGUACAUUUAGCAAAAAUGGUUGGUUAUGUUAGUGCUGGUACAAUUGAAUAUUUAUAUAAUCCAAGUGACCAAACAUUCUUCUUUCUUGAACUUAAUCCACGAUUACAAGUUGAACAUCCUUGUACUGAAAUGAUUACGGAUGUUAAUUUACCUGCAUGUCAAUUACAGAUUGCUAUGGGUAUAAGUUUACAUCGAAUAAAAGACAUUCGUUUGUUGUACGAUGAAGAAUCAUUUGAUAGAACACCAAUAGAUUUUGAUAAUCCACGUAGUAAACCUCAACCACAUGGUCAUGCCAUUGCAGCACGUAUAACAAGUGAAAAUCCUAAUGAAGGUUUUAAACCAAGUUCAGGAACGGUUGAAGAAUUAACUUUUCGUAGUCGACAAAAUGUUUGGGGUUAUUUUAGUAUAUCAUCAUCUGGUGGUUUACAUGAAUUUGCUGAUUCACAAUUUGGACAUGUUUUUUCACAUGGUGAAACUCGAGAAGAUGCUCGAGAAAAUCUUGUUGUUGCAUUAAAAGAAUUAUCAAUUCGUGGAGAUUUUCAUUCGACUGGUAAAAAAUAA